Prunus armeniaca (apricot) is the source of this 804-nucleotide messenger RNA. The record is from the annotation of a GenBank genome assembly. NCBI's taxonomy places the organism in Eukaryota, Viridiplantae, Streptophyta, Magnoliopsida, Rosales, Rosaceae.
AUGGUCGUCGAAAAGCCACAUGUGCUCGUCCCUCCACAUGAAAAUAAUAUACGAGCCUUACAUGCUUACCAUCCAGCUUGUGCAUAUAGUCAACAACACCACUCUGUACAAGCUCUCUCGCAUUCUCGUCUGAAGGUCCAACCUCCGAACAAGAGAGCCAUGUCUGUUGCAGUGGAACCAAUGGCACCAACGGCACCAACGGCACCAACGGUACAAAUUGAGCCUCACCUUGACGUGAAGCUGUUCAACCGCUGGAGCUUCGACGAUGUUCAGGUCAGUGACAUUUCACUGGCGGACUACGUUGGAGUUGUCCCAGCCAAGCAUGCAACUUAUGUACCUCACACUGCCGGGAGGUACUCAGUCAAACGAUUCAGGAAAGCCCAGUGCCCUAUAGUGGAGAGGCUUACAAACUCACUCAUGAUGCACGGCAGGAACAAUGGGAAGAAACUUAUGGCUGUAAGGAUCAUUAGGCAUGCAAUGGAAAUUAUCCAUUUGCUGACUGAUCAGAAUCCCAUUCAAAUUAUUGUUGACGCUGUUGUUAAUAGUGGUCCACGAGAAGAUGCAACUCGUAUUGGAUCUGCUGGAGUUGUUAGGCGUCAGGCUGUGGAUAUUUCACCUUUGAGACGCGUGAAUCAGGCUAUCUAUCUCCUUACAACUGGUGCUCGUGAAUCUGCUUUUAGAAACAUCAAAACUAUUGCAGAAUGUUUGGCCGACGAACUGAUUAAUGCUGCAAAAGGUUCAUCUAACAGUUACGCUAUAAAGAAGAAGGAUGAGAUUGAAAGAGUUGCCAAGGCCAACCGUUAA